Paraglomus brasilianum is the source of this 175-nucleotide messenger RNA. Lineage: Eukaryota; Fungi; Glomeromycota; Glomeromycetes; Paraglomerales; Paraglomeraceae. The record is from the annotation of a GenBank genome assembly.
AUGUCCAGGUCACAGACUCAAACCAUUCAAGAGAAAAUUACAGAAUACGAGUCUUUUAUCAAUGAUAAGUUAAAAAUAUACUUGAAGACGGCUCUGGAUCUGAGGGAUGAGUUUGAAAUUGAAGCGUCAGAUUCAGCUGAUUCAAGAGAACAGUCUCCACAAGAUGAAGACGAUG